Histoplasma mississippiense is the source of this 1239-nucleotide messenger RNA. RefSeq lists its product with no specific name. Gene Ontology annotation, biological process: DNA-templated transcription; regulation of DNA-templated transcription. Bases 1 to 1239 code for a protein of 412 amino acids. Gene Ontology annotation, molecular function: zinc ion binding; DNA binding; DNA-binding transcription factor activity, RNA polymerase II-specific. The transcript has 2 exons. Lineage: Eukaryota; Fungi; Ascomycota; Eurotiomycetes; Onygenales; Ajellomycetaceae. The record is from RefSeq and is a predicted model, not a curated record. Gene Ontology annotation, cellular component: nucleus.
AUGGCGCGACAGAACAAGACUGCUACGAACACUGGCAACUUUAGGGAUUCUGGUGAAAGCUCCGUAUCAGCCAGGGGUCAUGGAGACACAGAGAACCCUCGUCCAUGGAGCGAACUAAAAACUAAGGCGGGGAAGGAGCGCAAAAGACUCCCACUUGCUUGCAUCGCCUGUCGAAGAAAGAAAAUUCGCUGUUCAGGAGAGAAACCUGCCUGUAGACACUGUUACCGUUCUAGAACCCCUUGCGUAUAUAAAGUCACGACGCGAAAAGCCGCACCCCGCACGGAUUACAUGGCGAUGCUGGAUAGACGGUUGAAGAAGAUGGAGGAAAGAGUGAUCAAGAUCAUACCCAAAAAUGGCACCCGAGAUAUGGCCGCAAUUGGAAGAUCGGUCGUCAAGCCUCCUGCUCCAGGCCAGAUCUCUCGUGGAUCAAGGCCAGCCCACAGAAAGAGACCUGCAGAUGAGGCUUUCCGUGCUGAGCUUAAUCAGUGGAGACAACCCAACAAAGGUAACCCUACUUCAUGGCAGCCCCGAAUUGAAGAUGACAAUAAGCUUUUGAACGAGGGCGCGGAGUUUCUUCCCUCAACUGAGCUCCAAGAACAUCUCGCGGAAGUCUUCUUCGAUUGUGUGUACGGACAGUCUUAUCUCCUGCUACAUAAACCGAGUUUUAUGCGCAAAUUGAAAUCUGGAACUGUUCCGCCUGUUCUGAUGCUGGCCAUCUGCGCCGUUUCUGCUCGCUUCUCAACACACCCGCUCGUCAGUACGGAGCCGGCAUUUUUACGGGGAGAAAACUGGGCAAAUCCAGCCGCAGCUAUUGCGCUCAGCAGACAUGACGAGCCGAGCAUUACGAUGCUCACUGUAUUUAUCAUCUUGGGGCUCCAUGAAUUUGGCGCCUGUCAUGGAGGACGGAGUUGGUCGUUUGGAGGUCAAGCCUUUAGAAUGGCUUACGCUCUUCAGCUCCAUCGAGAACUUGACGAUGAUCCUCGGGGCAAUAGUGCGUCCGAAUUUAGUUUUACAGAUCGUGAGAUCCGACGGCGGACGAUGUGGGCGUGUGUACUGAUGGAUCGGUAUAAUUCCUCUGGCAGCCAGAGGCCACCUAUUAGCAACGAGAAGUUCCUACGCCUACAGCUCCCUAUCAAAGAGUCAUAUUUCCAAAUGGAAAUUCCAGGGCCCACAGAGGAUCUGGAAGGAACAGGGAUCCUCAUCCUCUCUGGUCUCCAAAGUCAGGCUACUCACAAUUGA